Messenger RNA from Anopheles darlingi, 2130 nucleotides. It is a transcript of the gene Dph1, whose product is annotated as 2-(3-amino-3-carboxypropyl)histidine synthase subunit 1. Gene Ontology annotation, molecular function: 2-(3-amino-3-carboxypropyl)histidine synthase activity. Lineage: Eukaryota; Metazoa; Arthropoda; Insecta; Diptera; Culicidae. Gene Ontology annotation, biological process: protein histidyl modification to diphthamide. Bases 431 to 1846 code for a protein of 471 amino acids. The record is from RefSeq and is a predicted model, not a curated record. The transcript has 2 exons.
UGGCCCGCGCUCCGAAAGUCACGUAAGCCAUGCUUUUGACCUUAAAUCCAGCCCGCAGCAUCAACGCAGCGAGAGGGAGAUACCAUUAACGCGGGUGCAUAACUCCUCCUCGUGCAAGUGCAUCAGCAUCAGCGAGAAGGUAAACAAUUUGGCUCAAUUAUCGUCGUGCACCUUGUCGGGGUUGGAGGCUGUCGAGUGGGCUACCGUUGUCUUUCAGAAAUUAACGAAAACAGUGAAAAACGCGAAUAGUUUUGUGAAAACCAUUUGGUAUCGAACCGUAAGUGAUUUGAGGUCAGAUCCGUGAAACGAUUUUACUCCGGAACGCAACGGAAGCGCCUGUGUUUGAUCGAAGCAACAGCCGCCUUUUGUGUUUCAAAACCAAAAGUGUGUUUCCCCGUGCGGUACGGUAUCAUCAGCAGUGCGUGUUACCAUGGCAGCGGUCGAUGUGGAGCAACUGCCACCGUCGACGCUUGGUGCUGGCUGCGACGUGAAGAUAGUGAAGGCAAAGCCCGUCCGGAAGGUGUUUAAGGGUGCAUCGCGGGUUAUCAACAAAAUUCCACCGGAGCUGCUGAACGAUCCGGCGCUGAAUGCCGCGAUUGCGGCCCUGCCGGCCAAUUACAACUUCGAAAUCCACAAAACUAUCUGGCGUGUCCGGGAAACGAAGGCGAAACGGGUCGCUCUGCAGAUGCCCGAGGGUCUGCUGGUCUAUUCGCUAAUGAUCAGUGACCUGAUCGAGCGGUUCACCUCGGCCGACACCAUCGUCAUGGGCGACGUAACAUACGGGGCCUGCUGUGUGGACGAUUUCACUGCCAAGGCACUCGGUGCCGAUCUGCUGGUGCACUACGGUCACAGCUGUCUCGUACCGAUCGAUCAAACCACCGGCAUCAAGGUACUGUACGUGUUCGUGGACAUCAAGAUCGAUGCUCUGCACUUCGUCGAGAGCGUCAAACGGAACUUUCCCCCAGGUCGAAAGCUAGCCUUCGUCAGUACGAUCCAGUUCGUGGCCACACUGCACGCCGCGGCCAAAGAGCUCCGCGAGGCACAGUACGAUGUCGUCAUACCGCAGUCGAAACCGCUCAGCCCGGGGGAGAUAUUGGGCUGCACAGCACCCCGAUUGGCCGGUGAAGGAGAUGAAGGUCGCACCCUGAUCUACCUGGGCGAUGGACGAUUCCACCUCGAGGCGGCCAUGAUCGCGAACCCUUCGCUCGAGGCGUACAAGUACGAUCCGUACGAGAAAAAGUUCACACGCGAGCUGUACGAUCACGCUACGAUGCGGCGCAACCGGAAGCAGGCGAUCGAUCAGGCACGCGAUGCAACCCGGUUCGGCCUCAUUCUCGGUACACUCGGUCGCCAGGGUUCGACGAAGGUGCUGGAGCAUCUGCAGCGCCGACUGGAGCAUCACGGUCGUAAAGCGGUCGUGAUUCUGCUUUCGGAAAUCUUCCCCGAUAAACUCGCCCUCAUGGACGAUGUUGACGCAUUCGUACAGGUUGCAUGUCCACGAUUAUCCAUCGAUUGGGGUACAGCAUUUACGAAACCGCUGCUCACACCAUACGAGCUGUCCGUGGCGCUCGGUGAUGCCGAGUGGAAGAUACCGGAGUGCACGGCAGCAAGUGACCCGAAGCCGAAAACGGCACCCAAUCUCGAGGUCAGCUAUCCGAUGGACUUCUAUGCCAACGCGAGCCUCGGCGAGUGGACACCGAACUUCAAAAAGCUGGACAUUUGCGCAAAUUCCGACGGUGGUUGCUGUGGACGGUGUAAGGAUGAGAAGGAUAAGGAAGACAAACUAACGGCUGCUAGCACAAAAGUGGAUGCCGGUAAGGCUGUAACGGAAGAGAAGGAAGAAUAGAAUAAGGAGCUAGGAACUGAAUCAUUGCUACUGCCACGAUACAGGACAGGCGGAGGAGGAGUCUGAUUUACUUUAAACGACUGUCGACAUGACCAAGCGCUGCUUAAUUGUAUCUCACACCACGGGGAUAUACUGACACUGUAAAUAGCUAUAGCCAAGAUAAAUAUAUAUAUAUCUUCGUAACGAUGUGCUUUUGUGAAUCUUACCACGUCGUUUCAUUUUUUCCUUUGUGUUGGGGAUUUAUAUAAAUGUCUAGGUUGCAUCAUCGGCUAACUGGUUUCCAC